Messenger RNA from Eucalyptus grandis, 1560 nucleotides. RefSeq lists its product as uncharacterized. The transcript has 5 exons. NCBI's taxonomy places the organism in Eukaryota, Viridiplantae, Streptophyta, Magnoliopsida, Myrtales, Myrtaceae. Bases 368 to 1291 code for a protein of 307 amino acids. The record is from RefSeq and is a predicted model, not a curated record.
GAGACACAGAGAUAGAGAGAGAGAGAGAGAGGGAGAGGAGAAGAGUAGCUGCUACUCCAAUAUACAUUUUGUUCCACUUCCCCUAUCCUCUCUAUAUAUUCAAAGCUCCUGCUCGAGCUCAAAGGCAAAGCAAGAACCUCCCCCUACCCACGAAUCUUCGAGAUCUCGAGGUCAACCCCGUCAUUUCACCCCUACCCCCCCUCCUCCUCUGCUUUUUCUAUUUCUUCCCUCUCUGCUUCUCCUCUCUGCCCAGAAGAGAACUCCGGGUUCUUGCAUUGCGAGGGGAGAGAGGUUUGUUUGGCGUGACUUCUUUCGUGGCUACUUUUUGUUUCUCGCUUGUUUGCUGUCGGGGAAGAAAGAAAAGAAAAUGGAGAGGAACACGCCGGUGAGGAAGCCUCACACUUCGACUUCAGAUCUGCUCACGUGGUCCGAGACUCCUCCUCCCCACGAUUCGGUCGCGCCCGGCUCGGCUUCUUCUCGCUCCAAUGCUCGGUCUCACCAGCCUUCGGAUGGGAUCAGCAAGGUGGUGUUUGGAGGUCAAGUGACUGAUGAGGAAGCUGAGGAUUUGAACAAAAGGAAACCUUGUUCUGGCUACAAGAUGAAAGAAAUUACUGGUAGUGGGAUUUUUGCUGCCAAUGGGGAGGAUGAUUCACUACAACCUGGAAGUGCUAACCCUGCUUCAAAUAACAAAACUGGAAUAAGGAUGUACCAGCAAGCCCUUGCUGGCAUCAGUCACAUCUCGUUUGCUGAAGAAGAAAGCGUUUCUCCCAAGAAGCCUACCACUCUUCCUGAGGUUGCAAAGCAGCGAGAACUGAGUGGAACGUUGGAAAGCGAGUCCGACAUGAAGUUAAAAAAGCAAAUAUCUGAUGCCAAGUGCAAGGAAUUGAGUGGACAUGAUAUUUUUGCUCCUCCUCCAGAAAUUUUGCCAAGGCCACUGGCUGCACGGGCAUUGGACACGAAUCAAGACAUGGGAGAACCUGCACCGCGUCAUGUCCGGACUUCUGUUAAAGUCUCUAAUCCUGCUGGAGGUCAGAGCAGUAUUACCUCCAAUGAGGAUCCUGUGAUGAAAACUGCCAAGAAAAUCUAUGACAAGAAAUUCUCCGAGCUAUCUGGAAACAACGUCUUCAAGGGUGAUGCGCCUCCUACGUCUGCGGAGAAAUCACUGAGCUCAGCUAAAAUGAGAGAGAUUAGUGGCAACGACAUCUUUGCCGAUGGAAAGGCAGAGUCUAGAGACUACUUCGGUGGCGUUCGCAAGCCUCCAGGUGGCGAGAGCAGCAUUGCGUUGGUGUAACCAAGCUUAGGCCUAACAGUUUUAUGUUUCAAAUUGUGUUAUUCCUAGUGGGAUUUGGUCUCAUUUGACACUUCCGGAGUGUGGGGGUUUGGGAAUUGUGUUUCAGCUCUGAACUUAUUGACUAGAUGUACGAACUGUUUGCGGACCGGUGUGUUUAUAGCAUUGGUUUCUUCAGAUUCAGAGGAGAUUUCAAACUGAUUUGUGCUUCAAAUUGAUUUCUCUGGUUCUUUUCCAGUGGAAGUGUCUAAUAGAUCAAUGGUUUUCUAAAA